AUGAGUAAUGCACCCAACGAAAAUGGAUCAGGUCUAGAGCAGCAGUUUGCUGGUCUGGACUUGCAGAGUCGCAGCUCAAGCGGCCGCUACGUGCCCCCUCACCUGCGCAACAAACCCCAACAGCAGCAAGAGCACUCGGAGGGCACCGGUGGAGGGGGCUCUUCCGGCUACGACAGGGACAACAGAGGAGGCGGAGGAGGAUCAGGGGGUGGUAGAGGGGGUAGAGGAAACUACAGCAACAGGGAUAGGGACGGCGGUGGUAGGGACGGCGGGAGCAGGGACAGCCGAGGAGGCGACUUCUCCAGCUUCAACACCAGGGGCAGGAGGGACCAAAAUGGCGACUCUUAUGACGGCCGCAGAGAGGAUUGGAAUCGUGGAGGCGGCGGUAACCGCGACGACAGGGAGCGUGACUUGCCGCGCAACGACCGCUGGCAGGAACCGGAGCGCCAGGGGGGCGGCGGAGGAGGCGGCCGCUGGAACGAUUCGAACUCCUCUUCGGGAGGCGGAGGCGGACGAUGGAGCGAUAAGCGUAACAACGAAAACGACUGGACCCAGCCCACCGCCAGGGACGAACGCGUCGAAGCGGAGCUGUUCGGGACUGGCAACACCGGCAUCAAUUUCAGCAAGUACGAGGAUAUACCGGUGGAGGCGACUGGAGAUAAAGUGCCCUCUCACAUUACAUCUUUUGAGGAAGUACAGCUGACCGAACUGAUACGCGGCAACAUCGCUAUGGCAAGAUAUGACUCCCCGACACCUGUUCAAAAAUAUGCUAUCCCUAUCAUCAUAGGGAAGCGCGACGUGAUGGCGUGCGCCCAGACCGGUUCCGGCAAGACAGCCGCCUUCCUCGUGCCCAUCCUCAACCAGAUGUUCGAGAACGGCCCGCCCAACAUCCAGCAUGGACGCAGCGGCCGCCGGAAGCAGUUCCCCUUGGGGCUGGUGCUGGCGCCCACCCGCGAGCUCGCCACGCAAAUAUACGACGAGAGCAAGAAGUUCGCGUACCGGUCGAGAGUUAGACCGUGCGUCGUAUAUGGGGGCGCCCACAUCGGCGACCAGAUGCGUGAGCUGGACAGAGGCUGCCAUCUGCUGGUGGCCACGCCCGGCCGUCUGCUCGACAUGAUCGACAGAGGGCGCAUCGGCCUUGACUACUGCCGCUACCUGGUGCUCGACGAGGCCGAUCGGAUGCUCGACAUGGGGUUCGAGGUGCAGAUCAGACGGAUCGUCGAGAAGGAAACUAUGCCGAGGACCGGAGAAAGACAGACCCUUAUGUUCUCUGCUACUUUCCCGUCACCCAUCCAGAUGUUGGCCAGAGACUUUUUGGAAAAUUACAUUUUCUUGGCCGUGGGUAGGGUCGGCAGCACUUCAGAGAAUAUUACUCAAAAGGUGGUGUGGGUGGAAGAGCACGACAAGCGCUCCUUCCUGCUCGACCUGCUCAACGUGGCCGAUCUGCAGCAUCCGUCGGCGGAAAGCCUCACGCUCGUUUUCGUCGAGACGAAAAAGGGCGCCGACUCGCUGGAAGAGUUCCUGCACAACGAGGGAUAUCCCGUCACCUCCAUUCAUGGCGACCGCACGCAAAGGGAGCGUGAAGAUGCGCUGAGACAGUUUCGGUCUGGCAACACGCCGAUUUUGGUGGCGACGGCCGUCGCGGCGAGAGGCUUAGAUAUUCCGCACGUUACGCAUGUGAUCAAUUUCGAUUUGCCGUCGGACAUCGAAGAAUACGUGCACAGGAUCGGUCGUACCGGCCGUAUGGGCAACCUCGGUCUCGCCACCUCCUUCUUCAACGACCGCAACCGCAACCUGGCCACCGGCAUGCUCGACCUGCUCAUCGAGGCCAAGCAGGAGUUCCCCAAUUGGCUGGAAAGCGUCGCGGCGGACGGCCGGGCGCCCUCCUCGGGCAGGCGAGGAGGUGGCGGCGGCGGCGGCAAGGGGCGGUACGGUGGAGGCGGCGGCAGUUUCGGCAGUCGGGAUUACCGGCAGCAGCCCGGGGGCGGGGGGAUGCAGCGCAGCGGGGGUGGCGGCAGGAGCGGUGGCGGAGGGUACGGGAACAACGGGUUCGGAAAUGGAGGUGGCCAUUACGGCAACAUCGACCGAGGCAGCAACUUCGGCGGUAACUACAACAACAGCUCCAACAGCCGCGACGACUGGUGGGAGAAUUAG
Molecule: messenger RNA, 2154 nt
Organism: Phaedon cochleariae (mustard beetle)
Lineage: Eukaryota; Metazoa; Arthropoda; Insecta; Coleoptera; Chrysomelidae
Source: the annotation of a GenBank genome assembly